AUGAUGUUUGUGUCUUGGUCAGAUCAGAACAACAUUCUCAUCUACCGGACGUUUGAAAACUUUAAGAGAUUCCAUAAAGAGCUGAAGAGAAAAUUCCCCAUUGAGAGUGGGUCCCUCAGGAGAUCUGACCGGACAAUACCCAGGUUCAAAGAUGUGAUUGUGAAGCAGAGGAUGAGUGGGAAACUGAACAAGUACCUGGAGAUACUGAAACUGCUGGAAACUUACUCCCAGGAGCUGCUGAAAACAGAUGCUAAAAUCUCCCAGGGUGAAGAUGUGGUUCAGUUUUUCAAGGCACAGACCCAAGACCUAGACCCCUCCUUUCCUGAAAACAGUGUUGUGAUCAUGCCAUCAGAAAUGGGAGGGGAGAAGAAAAGCCAGUCCCAGCAGCCGCUCUCCUGCAUUACCCACCCCCAGGCCUCCCAGAGCUACCGCUGCAUCGAGACCUUCGAAACCAAAGACACAAAGAACAAGACCUUCAAAGUCACUGAGAAGGAAAUUGUGGAAGUGUUAAUCAAGGACAUGACUGGAUGGUGGCUAGUGGAAAAUGCAGACAAGCAGAUUGCCUGGUUCCCAGCCUCAUACCUGGAAGAGAUUGAUGCCCACAAGGAUAUCCCGAGUGUCCUGAGCUCAAAGGAGGAGGGCAGCCUGUACUUCGUGGGGCGGCCCUACGAGGCUCAGAAGGCGGAUGAGCUCUCACUGAACCCGGGCAUGGUGGUGGAGGUGGUCAGGAGAUCUGAGGAUGGCUGGUGGCUGGUCAGGUACAACGGCCGUACAGGCUACAUGCCCUCCAUAUGCCUCCAGCCCUACAAGAACCCUCACCACAAGCUCCAGACCAUCAUGACCUGCGGGCUCAACAUCUCCACCCCAAACCUCUGCUCCCCCCUGGCAGCUCCCCAGCCCCGGGGUGAGGCUGUGGGGCAGGACAGGGUGCAGGCUGGCUUGUCCCUUCACCGGACAGAAGAGGAUAUGGGCUCUGUGAGGAGCAGAUCCAGGUCUCUGCCCAGGGCCACCUCCACCCCAGACCUGGAGUCAGACAGCUCGUCCCUCAGCCUGGGGGGCAGCAGCGAGCGGGGCAGCCGGCUGAGCUGGAAGCCGGACUUGUCGAGGUCUCUGCCUGAAGUGGAGCAGCCCAGGAGCCCUCCCCUGGGCCAUGCCUCAGCCACGCACAGCAGCAAAGCUCCACGUCUCAGCCACAAGGACAGGAACGACUCUGGCUUCAUGGAGUCAUCAGCAGCCGAUUUGAGUUGCUCCCUCACUGACCCAGACUUGGCUGCUUGUCUCCCCAAGGUGCCUGUGCGCCCCUCGGCACACGAGAUCCUCCAGAAGUGCAGCACUGUCACCAGGAGAGCAGUGCAGCAGUCCUCCCGGCCAGCCCUCCAGGCUCUGCUCCCUUCCCAGAGCGUGCACUAG
Chaetura pelagica (chimney swift) is the source of this 1410-nucleotide messenger RNA. It is a transcript of the gene NOXO1, whose product is annotated as NADPH oxidase organizer 1. The coding region runs from base 1 to 1410 and encodes 469 amino acids. Lineage: Eukaryota; Metazoa; Chordata; Aves; Apodiformes; Apodidae. The record is from RefSeq and is a predicted model, not a curated record. Gene Ontology annotation, biological process: superoxide anion generation. Gene Ontology annotation, molecular function: phosphatidylinositol binding; protein binding; superoxide-generating NADPH oxidase activator activity. The transcript is spliced from 7 exons.